AUGGCCGUCACCUACGCUCUCCCUCAAAUCCCCACCAGGCCAGCUCGACCCGCCAGAUCGCCCGAGGCGGAAGAUUCUGCUUCGCGCAGGUUGACGCCUUACCCUGAUCCCAAAAAAGCUUUCCCGUUGUCUGACGACCACGACGACAACAAGAACAAGCAUGAUCAAGAUUCGAAGCUCAAAGAUCUUGAACUACCGAUCUCAAGCCCUGGUUCUGAGCGUGUCAAACCCAUCGAGAUCAAUUUCAGCCGGAUAAGCAAGAAACUCCGAAGAUCGCCUUCGAACCCCCCAGGGAUUGUCGGGGAUCGGUCCAAGCUCGAGAGAAAGUCUUCAUUGCCCUCUCUAGGCUCGUCCUCGUUCGACAACUUUGCUUCGGGUGAAGGUACUUUGGGUGAAAGAAGACCGAGGAGGAGGGAUGGGUGGCUCAUCCCGGAUGCUUUUGUGCAGGAUUAUCUGAAAGAUCUUAAAAGUCUAGCUUCCUCUUUGUCAUUGACGAACUCGAAGGAAAAGAAGACCCUCAAGCUGCCGGUCGACAACGAAAAAUCAAGGGUCGUCCGCCGGGACCACGCGCCCCUCGACGUGUCUUACCAAUCAUCCUUCGGAUCGCAACCGCACACCGCACAUCCCGUCUCGAUAGACGAGGUCUCAAUCUACUCGCAAGAAUCGACUGAUCUAGCGUAUCUCCGAGAGGCCUCUAUCAAGAGUGUACGAAGGUACCUCAAGGAGGUGCCAAAGGUGGUUGAGAAGAAGAGGGGCAGGAUGGCACGCGCUCGAAUGUUCCUGCUUGGUACUAGCAAGGAAGGAAAGGCUGUAUGA
Molecule: messenger RNA, 816 nt
Organism: Filobasidium floriforme
Lineage: Eukaryota; Fungi; Basidiomycota; Tremellomycetes; Filobasidiales; Filobasidiaceae
Exons: 2
Coding region: 1-816 (271 amino acids)
Source: RefSeq, a predicted model, not a curated record